This is a messenger RNA of Eruca vesicaria subsp. sativa (arugula), 4036 nucleotides long. The record is from the annotation of a GenBank genome assembly. NCBI's taxonomy places the organism in Eukaryota, Viridiplantae, Streptophyta, Magnoliopsida, Brassicales, Brassicaceae.
CGACGAUGAACAAGCCUUUAAAUUACAUUCUCUCAUCGUCAACGCGUUUCCUUCCUCUUCUUUCUCCUCCCUCUCCUCUUCUGUUCAUGGUGGUGGUGGAUGGGAAUCGGAGUUCCACUUCCGUCGGCCAAGAACCGACCGGAGAAUAAAAAACCGCCGAAUAUAGCGUCGACUUCUUCUUCUUCUUCGGCGGUUUCCGUCGUGAAUGCUCGGUUGUCCGAUUCUCCUAUUCUCUUGUUCGUUUACUUCCACAAGGCUUUCCGUGCACAGCUGGCGGAGCUCCACCGUCUCGCCGGUGAUAGGGUCAAGACCGGUUCCUAUCUAGCGGUGGAGCUCCGCCGUAAGUUUGAUUUUCUGAAGCUUGUUUAUAAGUACCAUUCUGCAGCUGAAGAUGAGGUCAUCUUUUCAGCGCUCGAAACACGUGUGAAGAACAUUGCUUUUAAUUAUUCGCUUGAACAUGAUUCCACAGAAGAUCUUUUCACUUCAAUUUUUAACUGGCUACAUGUUCUUGAAGAGGAAAGAGAGAGCAAUUCAGAUGUUCUUCGUGAAGUUGUACUAUGUAUUGGUACCACUCAGUCAUUCAUAUGUCAACAUAUGCUUAAAGAAGAGCGGCAGGUAUUUCCUUUGUUAAUUGAGAACUUUUCAUGUGAAGAACAAGCAUCACUAGUGUGGCAGUUCAUGUGUAGUGUUCCGGUGAUGGUUCUUGAAGAAAUUUUUCCAUGGAUGACAUCUUUACUCUCUCCCAUUGAGAGAUCUGAAGUUGAGAAUUGCGUUAAACAAGUUGUCCCAAAGGAAUUCUCUUUGCAGCUGGUCAUAAACUCUUGGCUAAUUGAUGAUGAUAACCGAUCUUCUUCUUUUUCGGUUCUUACAAAGAUCAUGAACGGAGUACAAUCUGCAAAUAUGAGUAACUCAUCUCAUCAGGCAGAUUCAUCAAAUUGGUUGUUUCAACGUUUUUGGCAGUGGAGUAAAAUGUCAUUCUCUAGUCCAAAUACAGGACACACUCUGGUUCAUGGUAUUCAGCUCUUGCAUAAAGCAAUUAAAAGAGAUUUGUUAGACAUUCAAAAAAUACUAUGCCAAUUGAAGUUUCCAAGCCUUUCAUUGGACCUCAAUGUGCUUGUGGUUCGGCUAAACUUCCUUGCUGAUGUCCUCAUCUUUUAUGGCAAUGCAUUUAAGAAGUUCUUUUAUCCAGUGUUUGAAGAAAUGGUGGGUCAACACUCUUGUGCUUCUAAAAACUUCACCAUAGAUGGCCAUGUGGAAAAUUUCAAGAGGUCUCUAGACAUUGAAACUAGAACAGGGAGUGAAAACUUUGUCAUAACUCUUCGGGAUAAACUGAAUUCCCUUAUACUGAUAGUAUUACAACAGUUUUCUCUAGAGGAAGCAGAGGUAUUCUCCAUCAUCAGCAAGAACUGCAACAUUAAAAUGCAGAGGCAGCUCCUAUACAUGAGCCUUCAUGUCCUACCUCUUGGAUUGCUCAAGUGUGUCAUUAUGUGGUUUUCUGCUCAGUUGUCAGAAGAUGAAUCACAAUCAAUUAUUAACUGCUUAAGCUUGGAAGAUUCCUUUCCCAAUAAACCUUUUGCAAACCUCUUGUUGCAGUGGUUUCGUUUUGGCUAUUCAGGCAAAACAUCAGUUGCAAGUUUCUGGGAUGAGCUGUCCUUUAUGUUCAAACCGAGAUGUCCCACUAAAGAGGAACACGCUAAAGAGGAACACACUGAAGAAGCUUCUUUGCUUGUAUGUCCAGGGAACAAAGAUAAGUCAUCAACAUGGUUCCAGCCAAUGGAGUUACCUCCUGGUUACAUGAAUGAGACACCUUACUCAAGUGCAAUGAAUCAUCAAAUGCUUAUCCCAGGAAACCUCAAGCCUCUUCAACCGCCUCCUUGUUUUCUUGGUGACAAUAUUGGUGAUCGCUUAUCUAUGGACUUGAAACCAAUAGAUCUACUUUUCAUGUUCCACAAGGCAAUGAAGAAGAAUCUAGACUAUCUUGUAAGUGGCUCAACACGACUGGCAUCAGACAGUAGCUUCCUUGGAGAGUUUCAUAAACGGUUUCAUCUCAUAAAGUUCUUGUAUCAAAUACAUUCAGAUGCAGAGGAUGAGAUUGCAUUUCCAGCCCUGGAGGCAAAGGGCAAACUACAAAACAUUAGUCAGUCAUACAGUAUUGAUCACGAACUUGAAGUUGAGCACCUCAAUAAGGUAUCAUUCCUUCUGAAUAAGAUGGCGGUAGUCAGCAUGCUGGAUUCAAAUGUAGUGGACCACAGGAAUGUGAAGUAUGAGAAGUUAUGUUUGAGCCUCCAAGAUGUAUGUAAAUCCAUUCAUAAGCUAUUGUUUGAGCAUAUCCACCGGGAAGAAACUGAGCUAUGGUCUUUGUUCAGAAACUGCUUCACUAUUGAAGAACAAGAGAAAAUCAUAGCAUCCAUGCUUGGAAGAAUGAGUGCAGAAAUAUUGCAAAAUAUGAUUCCCUGGUUAAUGGAAUCUUUGAUCCCUGAUGAGCAACAUGCCGUCAUGUCUUUGUGGCGUCAAGCGACAAGGAAAACAAUGUUUUCUGAAUGGCUAAAGGAAUGGUACAAUAGUCAUGUUGUAGGGGAGGAAACAGGGGAAACAAAAACAGUUCCAUCUGAGGAUCCAGAUCCACUAGACACUGUCUGGAAAUAUCUCUUUGAAGAAGCUGCUGAUGAGGAAAGAGGGAACACUGGCAGCAAGCCUAUGGAAGUUUUAGAGACAAGUUUAAAAGAUGGCAUAAAUAAGCCACUUGAAAAGGUUGCUCCUAAUAGCAAGGCAGAAGUUGGCAACAAAGAGGAGAUUCAUAAAGAAAUCUCAGAGAACAAGAAGGUAUGUACAAGAGCUGAGGAGAGAAUGUAUAAAGAAGAAGCUGACAGUGAUUGCCAGUUCAGAAACUCCACUCAAGCCUACCAAAUAAGCCAACCUGAUCAAGCCAACAAAUAUGAGUGUCUUUUAUCAAUGAGUCAAGAGGAUGUGGAUGCUACAGUUAGAAGAAUUUCUCGUGACUCUGCUUUGGAUCCUCAGAAGAAAUCAUAUAUCAUGCAAAACUUCUUAAUGAGCCGUUGGAUUGCCACACAGCGGAUACAUAAUCCUGAACCAUCCAUUCUCUCAAACAAUAUGGAAGUAGUUCCUGGUCAGCACCCAUCUUAUCGAGAUAAUCAUAAGGGGAUCUUUGGUUGCAAACACUAUAAGAGGAGUUGCAAGCUUCUUGCUUCUUGCUGCAACAAGCUUUUCACAUGUAUACGGUGCCAUGAUGAAGAGGUUGAUCACUCAGUAGAUAGGAAACAAGUCACAAAGAUGAUGUGUAUGAAGUGCACGAUUAUUCAGCCAAUAGGUGCGAGCUGCUCAAAUAUUACUUGCAAUUCUUCAAUGGGAAAAUAUUACUGCAAAAUCUGCAAACUAUUUGAUGAUGAAAGAGAAAUCUAUCAUUGUCCAUAUUGUAAUCUCUGCAGAGUAGGCAAAGGAUUGGGCAUUGACUACUUCCAUUGCAUGAAAUGCAAUGCUUGUAUGUCACGGACCAUAGUCGAACAUAUAUGCAGAGAAAAGUGCUUAGAAGAUAAUUGCCCAAUUUGUCACGAGUACAUUUUUACCUCGAACUCUCCGGUGAAGGCUCUUCCAUGUGGUCAUGUGAUGCACUCAGCAUGCUUUCAGGAGUACACAUGUUCACAUUACACAUGCCCAGUUUGCAGCAAGUCACUAGGGGAUAUGCAGGUUUACUUUAGAAUGUUAGAUGCACUGCUCGCAGAACAAAAGAUGCCAGAUGAAUACUUAAACCAAACUCAGGUAAUACUAUGUAAUGACUGUGGGAGAAAGGGAAAUGUUCCUUACCACUGGCUCUAUCACAAGUGCUCUUGCUGUGCCUCAUACAACACUAGACUUCUCUAACUCGUCCAAUAUCCCAUUAUUUUUCUGUUGUAAAUGAGAAACUCUUUUUUUUUCUGUAACGCAUAAAUGAGCAAGUCUAAACAUUUUCUUUUCUUUUUGAAAGCAUUUGACUUUGUAUGAAAAAUAAUAUUCGACAUACAGUUAAUAAUUUUAUGGG